AGGGGGAAGAGCAGAGGCACAACAACCACCAGUGCAACCAGCCGCUCUCAACCUCCCCCCUGUGGGUGGCCAUGGCCGCCAGACUCCCUCUCGCCGCGUGCGUCGUCGCCUUCCACCUCUGCCUUCUCCUCUCGCCGUCCACCGCACUCCGCCGGCUCUCGGAAGCGGAGAGCUCGCUAGUCCGCCAUGGCGUGGGCAUCAGGCCCGCCUACCACUUCCUGCCCGCCAAGAACUGGCAGAACGAUCCGAACGGGCCAAUGUACCACAAUGGCGUCUACCACAUGUUCUACCAGUACAAUCCGCUGGGCGCAAUGUGGCAGCCCGGCAACCUCUCAUGGGGUCAUUCCGUCUCCCGCGACCUCGUGAACUGGGACGCUCUUGACACCGCGCUCGACCCCACCGCCCCCUUCGACUAUAAUGGCUGUUGGUCAGGCUCCGCCACAAUCCUCCCAGGCGGCAUCCCGGCCUUGCUGUACACCGGCCGCAUCGACGCCGACAAGGAGGUGCAGGUGCAAAAUGUUGCCUUCCCCAAGAACCCUGCCGACCCGCUCCUCCGCGAGUGGGUCAAGCCUGCCUACAACCCCGUCAUACCACUCCCAGCCGACGUCCCUGGAGACAACUUCCGCGACCCGACCACGGCGUGGGUAGGCCGCGACGGCCUAUGGCGUAUCGCCGUUGCAGCCAAGGUCGGCGGCCCCAAUGGCAUUGCCUCCACGCUCAUCUACCGGAGUAAGGACUUUCGGCACUGGAAGCGGAAUGCCUCGCCAUUGUACACAUCGCGUGCUGCGGGCAUGGUCGAAUGCCCGGACUUAUUCCCGGUGGCGGAGCCUGGCGUGGAGGAGGGGCGACUUGGCUACGCGUCCGGACCAGCGAGCGGUGCUGUGAGGCACGUGCUGAAGUUGAGUGUGAUGAACACAACCCAAGACUACUACGCGGUCGGCAGGUAUGAUGACGUGGCGGACACCUUUGUGCCGGAGGUGGAUGUAGAGCGCAACGCCGACGAUUGCCGGACCUGGCGCCGCUUCGACUACGGGCACGUGUAUGCAUCAAAGUCCUUCUUCGACUCAAGCAAGAACCGGCGCGUGCUAUGGGCAUGGGCCAAUGAGUCCGACAGCCAGGACAACGACAUCGCCAGGGGCUGGUCCGGCGUUCAGACGGUUCCGAGGAAGGUGUGGCUGGACGAAGACGGUAAGCAGGUAAGGCAGUGGCCGAUCGAGGAGAUCGAGACAUUGAGGAGCAAACGAGUUGUCGGCUUGCUAGGAGCGCAGGUGAAUGCCGGUGGCGUGAACAAGAUCACUGGUGUGGGCGCGCAGGCUGACGUGGAGGCCAUCUUCGAGAUCCCAUCCCUAGAAGAGGCUGAGACUUUCCAGCCCAACUGGCUACUGGACCCCCAAAAGCUAUGCGAGGAGAAUGGUGCGUCCGUGCCAGGCAAGGUCGGCCCAUUCGGGCUGCUCGUCAUGGCCUCCAGCAACAUGCAGGAGCACACGGCUAUCUUCUUCAGAGUGUUCAGACACAACCAGAAGUACAAAGUUCUCAUGUGCACCGACCUCACAAGAUCGACUGGGAGGGACAACGUGUACAAGCCGUCAUAUGGAGGGUUUGUGGACAUAGACAUCGAGCAGCAAGGGAGGACCAUAUCUCUUAGAACAUUGAUUGACCAUUCGGUAGUGGAAAGCUUUGGAGGUGGGGGCCGGACAUGCAUCACGGCACGGGUGUACCCUGAGCACGCGGAGAACAAAAAUAGCCAUGUGUUCGUGUUCAAUAAUGGGACCGGACUCGUGAAGGUGUCCAAGCUCGAGGCAUGGAGGCUGGCGAUGGCUUCUGUAAACGUUGUGCAUGGCAGGUGACUCCCUUAAGGUUAAAGUUAAAACCGACUCGGUUCCCAGAGGAACCACGCACUAGUUUAAUAUGUAGAGGUGAGGCUCAAGUCAUGACCGACUAGACCACCACCUCAUGGUGCGAGCCGGUAAGACCCAGGUCAUUUCUCCCUAAAAAGUAAGGGGUUAUUGUAGCAUUUUCAAUGUGAAAAUAAUGCGUGUCAAACAAUUGGGGAGCUUCCAUUCACUCAAGCUAUGUAUAUGUCACUUAUAAAACACCUACUACCUCUGUAAAAACGUCUUAUAUUAUUGUAUGGAGGUAGUACUUUACUA
Molecule: messenger RNA, 2150 nt
Organism: Triticum aestivum (bread wheat)
Lineage: Eukaryota; Viridiplantae; Streptophyta; Magnoliopsida; Poales; Poaceae
Source: RefSeq, a predicted model, not a curated record